Molecule: messenger RNA, 2000 nt
Organism: Cygnus olor (mute swan)
Lineage: Eukaryota; Metazoa; Chordata; Aves; Anseriformes; Anatidae
Gene: FKBP8
Product: FKBP prolyl isomerase 8
Exons: 8
Coding region: 1-1239 (412 amino acids)
Molecular function (GO): peptidyl-prolyl cis-trans isomerase activity; protein binding
Source: RefSeq, a predicted model, not a curated record
AUGGCUUCCAGCGGGGAGGAGGCGAGCACCGGCUCCCCGGCCCCGGUGGGCACCGGCACAGCCCCGUCCUGCCCGGAACCGGGCCUGACUCCCACUCCGCCGGACAGCACGGAGGACUUUGAGGUGCUGGAGGAGGACGAGGACGACCUGAGCGAGCUGCCGCCGCUGGAGGACGUGGGGCGGGCGCGGGCCCCGCCGCCACCGGAGCCGCCGGAGGACGCCCGGUGCCCGGAGCAAGGCCCGGGGGAGGCUCCUGAGGCCCCCCAGGAGUGGCUGGACGUCUUGGGGAACGGCUUGCUCAAGAAGAAGACGCUGGUGCCGGGCCGGGGGGCGGAGAGCCGCCCCCGCAAGGGCCAGGAGGUGACCGUCCGCCUGCGGGCCGCGCUGGAGGACGGCAGCGUGGUGGAGGAGGACCCCGGGCUCGCCUUCACCCUGGGGGACUGCGACGUCUUGCAGGCUCUGGACCUCUGCGUGCAGCUGCUGGAGGUGGGAGAAACGGCCUUGAUCGUGUCGGACGCCAAGUACUGCUACGGCUCGCACGGCAGGAGCCCGGACAUCCCACCCAACGCCGCCCUCACGCUGGAGGUGGAGCUGCUGGAGGCUCGGGACGGCCCCGACCUGGAGCUGCUGAGCGGGAAGGAGAAGGUAGGGCUGGCCAACCGCAAGCGGGAGCGCGGCAACUUCUACUACCAGCAGGCAGACUACGUGCUGGCCAUCAACUCCUACGACAUCGCGCUCAAGGUCAUCGGCUCCAGCUCCAAAGUUGAUUUCAGCCCGGACGAGGAGGCCGAGCUGCUGGACGUGAAGGUGAAAUGCCUCAACAACCUGGCAGCCUCGCAGCUCAAACUGGACCACUACGAGGCGGCCCUCAAGUCCUGUAACCUCGUGCUGGAGCACCAGCCGGGGAACAUCAAGGCGCUGUUCCGAAAAGGCAAGGUCCUGGCCCAGCAGGGCGAGUACAGAGAGGCCAUCCCCAUCCUAAAAGCAGCUCUGAAGCUGGAGCCUUCCAACAAGACCAUCCACGCCGAGCUCUCCAAGCUGGUGAAGAAGCACGCGGACCAGAAGACGGUGGAGACGGAGAUGUACAGGAAGAUGCUCGGCAAUCCCAGCGCCGGCAGCGCCCCGGUCAAGUGCAAGGACAAGCUGCCCUGGUCCAUCCCCUGGAAGUGGCUCUUCGGUGCGACAGCCAUCGCGCUCGGCGGCGUGGCCCUGUCCGUGGUCAUCGCGGCGAGGAACUGAGGACGGCGGCGGGGAGGCCCCGGCGCUGCCACGUGCCUCGCUCCUUGCCCGGGUAGGGGGGGGGGUCCGCGGGGUUGCGCCGCCCCCCCCCCUGCCCCGCGGGCUUGCAGUCCGGCUGCUCCCCCUGGCCGGAGGUGCCACGUUUUUUCCCCCAAAUCUCAUCCCGAGCGUCACCCAGCACCCCCGUAGCGUUCCUACGGGGAUGGAGCCGCAGGCGGAGCGGAGACCCCGCGGCCCCACGGCUCCGGCGGGUCCCCGCGCCGUGACCGGCCCCCGCAGAGCCACCCGGGGAGGACGCAGCGAGCCCCGGCACUGCCGUGCUCCGGGCGUGGGGCAGGGAAGAGGCUGCUGAAGGAUGUCGCACGAAGGGAGAAGGUGGGGACGUGUCUGGGGCACGUGCAAUGAGAUUUUUCCCCCCACCCCGUGCCCGGGGGGCUGCCCCAGCUCUGCCCUCCUGCUCCCCGCCCCCCCCUCGGCACUUCCCCAGAGCGUGCAAUGCCCGAAGGAAGCCAAAGAAUCCCGGGGCACCAAGGACACGAGAGGGAAGCGCUGGAGACCCCGCGUCCCGGCCGGUCUUGUAGGGCCGGAGCCGCCGGGGUCCCCCCCCCACACACACUUUGCCCCGCAGCUCUCUCCAGCCCUGGGCCCCAAUUCCUCGGGGCCCCCAGCCCCGGUUCCAGCUCCGCUCGCAGGGGUCGAACGCGCUGCUCCCCCCCCCCCGAACCGACUGUGAACUCCCAAUAAAGGACAACUCGUGCACA